CCCCUUUGUAGAUGCAUCACACACAUCUUGCACACACCAGCUGCUGGUGUCAUAUUGUCGGCGUCCUUGUCGCGCACGACCUUAAUUGCGCCUUUGAAUGGCAGCUUAGCCUGGGCAGAUGCCAUCAUGGCCAAUGCAGUUCCCGUUUCUGCCCGGCUACUGCGGUACCCGUCUUGUUGCCGUCCUGAGCUGCAAGGGAGCAGUACUCAUCUACCAACCUCAACCCCUCACCACACACCCAGCAUAUGUUUUUCUCCGACGAUCAGGAAUAGACCAGCCAAAGCCAUGGUGAGAUGCUAAGAUCCCCAGAACGCGGAGAGCCGGCCCUUUUCCAACCCACCACCCCCACCUGCCGCGUCUCCCCUCCGUUCCCUUUUCAUCAGAGUUGCUCCGGCCCUUCCGCGCGUGUGGCCGAUUCGAAAUCGUUAUCGCCGUCAUUCAAGCCCAUCACAUCUUCCAGUCUGGCUUGGAGCGACGUCGACCGUUGCCGGCCGUUGGAUCUGGAAUAAUGAUGGCUUCAAUACGGACUCUCCUCCUCGCCUCCCUCUCGCUGGCAACCGUCAGCGCUCAGGAUGCAAGGAUAUCUUGGAUCGAAAAUGCCCCGGCGUGGCAGGAAGAAUCGCUGAUGCAUCUCCAAAUCAGCCCACCCGAGAGCUCGAUUCUGCAGCUGACAUUUGAUGUCUACCCGUUGACCCGCGCAGUCGGGUUGAACGAGAGCACAGAAGUCAGAGACGACUAUCGAAUCCAAGGCUUUUUAACCUACGCCGAUGAUCUCGAAGCCAUGAACAACCAGUCGAUUGCCCUGGUCAGCUGCGACUCCAACAGCUCGACGAGCCUCGUGGGCGAGCUCAUCACGACUGCCAAGCCGAGGGCGAUAUUGCUGUACAGCAUCAAGGGGAACUGCUGCGCGCUGCAGGGUUCCUAUCAGGACUUGGAAGGGACGCCUUACGAUACAUUGUUCACCAUGGCGAACCAGGAGGAAUCCAUUGCUGCCAUGAACAGCACACGCUUGGCCGGGGCGUCGGCUGCUGCCACCAUCACUGGCGGCAUCACUGCUGCCGGCCCGGAAACGAGUGCCCAAGUACCGCACAAUGGGAACAAUUCGGCGGUGGCGAUGAGCAUCCUGUAUAGCAUCACAGGUCUCAUCACGCUCCUCUUUCUCGUUAUCAUUGCAACGGGCGCUAUCAGGGCACAUCGAUAUCCGGAACGAUAUGGGCCGCGAUCGGGUUACGGCGGACGACCCCGACAAAGUAGGGCAAAGGGGCUGGCGCGCGCGGUGUUGGAGACGCUUCCCAUUGUCAAGUUUGGGGAUCCGGCACCGGCAAAACCUGAUCCAGCCCUCGAGCUCGAGUCCCAAACAUCUCGAUCGUCAUCCGAGCCGGGGAUAGGGACCAGAUUAUCAGCCAUCCCAGAGGAGCCCAAGACGCCCAGGACACCCAAAACACCCAAAACGCCAGCAAAGCGGCAAAAUGAAGGUCUGGGGACAGUCUUAGAGUCUGAAGAUGACGACCAGCCAGCCGUAAACCCAACAAUUGCUGCCCCCAAAGACGCCAAUGGUGGCGAGAAUGGGACCAAGGACGGCAAGCGGAUAUCAGAGGAGCACCUUGGAUGCUCAAUCUGCACCGAGGACUUUCUUGUGGGGGAGGACGUCCGAGUGCUACCUUGUGACCACCAAUUUCACCCGCCGUGUAUCGACCCGUGGUUGAUCAACGUAUCCGGGACUUGUCCACUGUGCCGUCUCGACCUCCGACCCCACGACGAGCAAAACCCAGAAGACCCCCAUCACCUCGCACCACCCUUGGCCGGCGAAUGGAAUGAGAAUAACGCUCAAACGACACAGCAACAACGCCGGAAAUCACUACGGUUCCUUGACCUGCACCGCCUCCGGCACGCCUCGGUUGAGGAACGGAUUGAAAUCUUGAGAAGACACCGAUCACAGCAGCAGUUGAGAGAGUCUCAACCACCGCAGUCGUCUUCGUCGGGGUCGACGACGGCAGAUUCGGAGGAGCAUCACAGCCGACGGGCGAGCUUGGCGGAUAGGCUGAGGGAUAAAUUUAGGGUUCAUACCACCACGAGGCAGGAUGGUGGUGGUGGGGAAAUGACAAGGACGACGACGACGACAACAACAACAACGGCAAGGGAGGCUGGACCACCACCGGCCUCGACAUAACUACGACAACACACACGACAGGAGCAACAUUCUCCACUUAUAAUGACCGGAGCUUAAUGGCAAAAGAAUGACAUGAUUCGCCGAGUAUACGACAGGACGGAUAAUAAGUAAUGUUUUGGAUAACUAUGGGAGACUCUUUGAUAGAGAACACCAACAAGGCAAACGCGAUGGGGCUUUAAUAUUCUUUUUUUAGCGACAAUCUUGGGGAAUACCACGGGCAUUUUGGGACAGGAAAGGGGCCGGUAUCUGGACAAAACUCAAAUUGGUCAGGAGGACAAGGAUAGGACUGGAUCGGUUAGACAAUUUGGCGUUCUUUUGCGUGAUGGUUUUGCGGUGAUAUCAUUGCAUUUGGCGUUUUUUUUUUCUUUUUCUUUUUUUUGGUUUCAUGAAAGGGGAGGAUUUGGGACUGAAGAAUGAUAUAGUUGGCCAAUAUGAAGUGUUGGGAAGGAAACAGGAAUGAACAUGAACAUGGAUGAAGUCGACGCAGGGGCAGAAGAACGAAUUCGAAGGGAAGAGACUACCGGCUGAGAUGGCAGCAGCCGGCCAACUCCCAAGAGAUAUAGUGCGAUCUGAUAGAUAAGAAUAAGUUUUGCGUUUUCGAGUGCGGAAAGUAGCUGAGAAAGAAAUAUAAUCGUUACCAGACAAAACUAUACUAGGCAAAACA
Molecule: messenger RNA, 2834 nt
Organism: Podospora pseudopauciseta
Lineage: Eukaryota; Fungi; Ascomycota; Sordariomycetes; Sordariales; Podosporaceae
Exons: 3
Coding region: 509-2170 (553 amino acids)
Source: RefSeq, a predicted model, not a curated record